Molecule: messenger RNA, 480 nt
Organism: Fraxinus pennsylvanica
Lineage: Eukaryota; Viridiplantae; Streptophyta; Magnoliopsida; Lamiales; Oleaceae
Source: the annotation of a GenBank genome assembly
AUGCGCGGCGUCUCAGUGCUUGCACGGAAGGCUCCGUACGCAUCACUGAGCUGUCUCCAUAUGCUGCACGGAGCUGGGAGCGAGACAGCUCCAUGCUAUACGGAGCUCCCAGCUCCAUGCAGCACGGAGCCAUUUGGGGAAAAAGUGACAGAAAAGCAACUCAACAUUGGAUUUGCUAUUUUCUCCGCCUUAACCCUAAUUGUUCUCCCUCUCUCUUUUCUCUUGACAAUCAACAAAUCUCUGUCUUGGAGGAUAAUUGCAAGCCUCCCACGGCUUUGUGACCCAUCUGAGAUUCACACUGAAUCAGUUUCACUUGCUGAGGAAGCUAAGGCUGAUGCCAUUUCAGCUGUCAUUAAUCAAAGAGAUGUUCCUAAUUGGGACAUCCCUCUUCACUUGGCUGUCAAAUUUGGUGAUGACACUGUUAUCGAGAUGCUUAUGCUUGCUGGGGCAGAUUGGAACUUGCAGAAUGAACAUGGGUGA